Messenger RNA from Lodderomyces parapsilosis, 3015 nucleotides. RefSeq lists its product as uncharacterized. The transcript has a single exon. The coding region runs from base 1 to 3015 and encodes 1004 amino acids. Lineage: Eukaryota; Fungi; Ascomycota; Pichiomycetes; Serinales; Debaryomycetaceae. Gene Ontology annotation, molecular function: protein binding. Gene Ontology annotation, biological process: positive regulation of TOR signaling. The record is from RefSeq and is a predicted model, not a curated record.
AUGUCGCAAAGCUCGCAAGGACAGUACAAGUUGGCAAAAUUUGCUUUCAACAUCUAUGGAUCACUAGGAACCCCUCAAUCGAACGAGUCCGUCUCUCCUAGCUCCUCACUAAAUUCGAGACAUUCAAGACAUAACCAUUUCACGGAUAAAUUGGACCAGAAACCAGUGUUCAUUUGUGAACGGGAAACACAAGCAUUGUCCCAGCUCAAUUGUGGCAUUCAGAUCAGCAACUACAACAAUGGAAACGAACUUCGACAUCAUGCGGUUAUUGGUGGAAAAAACUAUCUUCGUUUAUUAUGUUUGAAUGAAGAUCAACUGAAGGUAUUGCAAGACUUGAACUUAUUAGAUACCAAGUCGGUUUACACGACGAGAAGUCCGAAUAAACUACAAAAUAUAAACACAAUCAAAACGUGUUCAAACACUGUUGCCUGCGGACUUUCAAAUGGAAUCAUCUCGCUUUACAAGGUAUCUUCAUCUGGUCAGAGUAAACUACACGCGAGACUCUCUGAUCAUAAAAGAUGCAUCAAUUCACUUGACUUUAUUGAUUCAGAAAAUGUGCUUGUGUCCGGCUCCCAGGAUGGAAGUAUAAAGUUGUGGGACUUGAGGGCUUCUGUGACAAAGCCGAUGCUAUCAUUGCAUGCAGCAUUGCAUAAUGAUCCUAUCAGAGCGUGUCAAUAUAGCCAUCAUUCAGCGGUUAGAAAUAAAAUUUGCAUUUUGUCUGUCCAUGAUUCUGGAGCCUUGUGCAAAUUUGACUUGCGAACUAGUUUAGCCAAUAAUCCACAAAAUCCAGAUCGUAAAUGGAACUUGCAUUCGGGACCUGUUUUGUCCUUGAGUAUACACCCAGAGAAGGAGUUUGUUGCCACUGGUGGUAGGGACCAAAAAAUCUGCAUUUUCAACUACAGUGACUCGCAGUCAUCUACAAGAACAUCUCCGGAGUGCAUGAUCAAUACGUAUGGGUCAAUCUUAAAAGUGCGAUGGAGUCACUACGCAAAUUACAAAAGAGGUGACUUUGAUGAUAGAAAUGCAACGCAAUUAUCCAAUUAUGAUAUUGCUUGUCUGUACCUCAAUGAUGACCCAACAAUUACCACGUUCAACUUGGACAGAAAAUUUAUUCCUAAACGUAUUGUCAAUUCCUAUGAGCAAAAACCUGUAUCCAACUUUGUGUGGGCUCAAAAUGGGGAACAUUGUCACAAAAUUUGGGCAUUGACCAAAGCCAAUGUGUUUACCACCUACAAUUUAGACCUGCACGGUGAUGUUGAUGUAAAUCGUCCAUUGGAUGAUUUAAAUAGUGUUGCCAUGACUUGGGAUACCAACAACGAUUUCAUGAUGGUCAAUCAAGACAAGCAUCAAUUUGGCGUAGGUGACGAAUCUGGUAUUGAAUUUUAUGAUCUGGGAGACGAGCGGAGCCAUUUUAACGAUAAUGAUGAUGCUGAACUACUGGCGAAUUCACUUGCAGCUUCUCCUGUUGAAAAGCCCUCGCUAAUCCGGUCGUACUCGUAUAAUCCAAUGCUGCAGCUUGGAGCAAAGUCACCACCACCGGUCUCGAGACACACGAACUCAUUUGAUCCACCCACCUCUUCAGGGUCUGCCUUUGGAGGACGACGACCGGUACUUACCAAGACGCCAUCACAAGAGUCUUCAACUUCAUUUGGAUCGGCUCCACCAGGUACUACAGCAAAGAUGAAAAAGGCAUCAAAAAAAUCCAUUCCCUUUCAUUCUCCUUAUGCUCUUCCUGUGUCGUUGACAUUGCUGUUGAACGAUGAUUACAUUUUUCAAACUUUAUCCAAUGACUAUUUAAUGUCCAUUCCUGAUGGGUUUGGAAUAUUUGACGUUUGUUUGUUUAAUGCAAAUGUUGCAGAGAGAGUUGGACUCCAUCGGACAUGCCAAGUAUGGAGAAUGCUUGCUUACACUCUUCCAUCUGAGUUGGUUGGGAAUGCAGGUCAAUUUUUGGAAGAGCCAAGUGAAGCAUUAGUGCAUCCUCUUGAAUGUACAAACUCGCUGUCACAUGUUGAACAAUCUAUCCAGUCUGAUUUGGGUAACGUAGUUGGCUCCUUCAAUUCAAACUCCACUCACACCACCAAUUUCGGGAGAAAUUUGGGAAAGCAAACAAGUGACGGUGCUUCUCUUCACAUGGCUUCUCCGGGCAAGAAUAGUCGUGCAAGCAGCUUCACGCGACUAACCAAUAUCCACAAUGAACCUUUUAGUCAGCACGCAAAAUCCAGGCCAAUUCUGAUCAAUUCUGAAAAUCAAAUGACCGAGUUUCAAAAAGAAAACGUAGACUUGAUGAGUGCUGCUUUCCCUACAUCUAGUCCAAACUCAUUGGGAUCGAGCAAUACACAUGCUAGCGUUGUGUCACUGUCAAGAUCUUUGCGAAAUAUACAACCACAGGGGCCGCAGGCGCAAGAGCAACUUUUUGGGGAGGGUGCAAAAGACGAUCACAAACUCCAACACUCCCGUUUUCCCACUACUGUAUCCUCUGAAGAUCUACAAGCUUGGAGUUUUACAAACUUGCUAAGAAAAUCACUUGACUACGCCCAACUACAAGGUGAUGUUAUAUUUUGCGCCAUUGCUGGCGUUUUAUUCUUUAAUCUCACAAUGGUUGUUUCAAAGGAAGAGUGUUUGGACUGGCUCCUGAUGUAUAUUGAGAUUUUACAAAGAAAACGAUUAUCUGUUGACGCUACAAAGGUGAUAAACUCUGCACCUGUUGAGAUACAGCUGAAUCUAAUGAAGCAGUAUACAUCAGAUUUGAUUAGGCUAUACUGUUCGUCUUGUUCCAAGUUGUUGGUCAAUGAAGAAUCAAAACACAAUGGCAAAGGCGAAUUUGGAUACUGGUACUGCGACACGUGUCACAGAAAACAGUCAAAUUGUAUAUAUUGCAAUGAACCUAGCAAGGGCCUCGUUGUUCUUGUGAGUUUAAAGUGUGGUCAUCGUGGACAUUAUGGUUGCUUGAAGGAGUGGUUCGUGGAAGGAGAAAAUCUUGAAUGCCCAGGCGGAUGUGAUUUCAAGGUUCUUUAG